AUGUCGACUCCAAAACCGAUUUUGAAUGUGGAAAGUUUAGCUCUUACGAAUAAAAAAAUCGGCGAGCUAAAGAAGAAGGUUACUCUAGCCGAGGGUCAAAAGAAGGCCUACACUGAAGAAUGGGCCGAUUCAAAAAAGAUACAGAACGAGAAGAUAACCGAACUGAAAAAGGAGGUACGAGAUUUGACCAACAAGUUGUCCUACUUGCACAACCCCAACAGUGCCAAGGCGCAAAAAAACGUACAGGAGAUUAAGCGUCGCGUACAGCUUCCGCCUGGUGCAAAGACUGUCCAAGACGCCGUGGAAGUUAUUGAUCUAAAAGUCAUUGACGUUAACAAGCAGGUAGAUGCGGCCGAUGCGAAGUACCGGAAGCGAGAACAAUGCUACAAAAAACUCCUCGAUCAAUACCAUGCCUUAAUGGCUUACAAGAGCUCAAAUGCAGAUGGCUUAAAUCCCCCGGAAACCGUCGAAGAGGACGCCAAUCGAAAGCUGAUCACACACCUUGAAAAUGAAAUUCAUCGAACCUCGGUUCAGUGGAUGGAAGCGGAGCAUAUUCGAAAGAAAUAUCGUGGCAUCAAAUCCUCACUGAUGAGAGAUGCCGAAAAGUUCGAAAGCUCCCUGCUGGAUCUGGAGGUGGCCAUCACGGAGCAGCAAGCGGAAAUCACGAAACUGGAAGCCGUACACAAGGAAGCGAUGCAAAUGAGAGAUAACACAAAGGCGAUCCUGCAGCGACAGGAACAGACAACGAUUUAUGCCAACAAGGCGAGGGAAAAGCAGGCGCAAGAUUUCCGCCGACAGGUCGAGGAACGCAAGCUGGAACUGGAACGACUGGAGAGGAAAAUCUUUUCCUCCGGUAAGACGUUGAUUCAUCAGGAGAGCGUGUUGUCCGCCACAGGGGAGCAUGGCGGUGGUAAGGGUGAUCUGGAAGACGGCGGAGGUCACGACAAAGACUCCGCUACCGAUAUGGAGCAUAAGUUUAAGAAGCUGAUGCAGGCAAUAGGUGUUAGUGCAGCGAGCGAAGUCGUUGAUAGGUUUUUGGCACAACGGGAAGCCUCCGCUCGGCUUACGUACCUCCGUACGAUAACUGAAAACGAAAAGAAGCAACUUGAGGCCCAACGGGAAUUAAUGACCGCUCAAUUGGAUGCGUUCAAGUUUGCCGAUGUGAAGGAUAGUGAUGUAAAUCAAGAGGAGUUGGAAAAGAUUCGAAACUCAAUCGAGGAACUGAAAGCAAGCCGCGAGGAAUGUGAGAAAUCCAUUGACUAUACACGGAACGUGUUUAAUACGAUAAAGGACGCUUUGGUUGAGUUACUGCUAACGUUGCGCGAAAUAGACGAGAACAUAGGUCCGCAGUUUACUCGAUGGAUGCCUAGCCAGCCGAUGGAACAACUAGAUCUCUCAUCCGGCAACAUUUCCGUGGACGACUUGGGUAACAUGUUGGAAGAAAAGAUCAAACUCGGAAUGAUAGCCAGCGGACAGUUGGCAAAUGACGAAGACAGUGGCAUGUCGGAGGAAGAGAGUGAAGCGCUUCGACCGGCUAGUGCUUUGCUGGUGCCAGCAUCUACUCCAUCGGUUGGAACUUCCUCGGGACUGGAUGAUCGUGAAAAGCCCCCUGCAUAUCCGCCGGUGUAUAUAAACUUGAUUGCCGGCAGGACGACGGCUCAGAUUUCAUCGGCUUCACCCGGACCGGGAGCCACUGUGGUGCUCUCCGAUGACGAAGCCGAAGUGCCAUCGCGAAGUUAUCUGAAACGUCAGGCUAAUAUGAUUAUUGAAGCGAAAUCUAGACGAAAGGGCUUUCGAAUACCCCCGCCCAAAAGGCGUUAG
This is a messenger RNA of Sabethes cyaneus, 1821 nucleotides long. It is a transcript of the gene CCDC151, whose product is annotated as outer dynein arm-docking complex subunit 3. The coding region runs from base 1 to 1821 and encodes 606 amino acids. Gene Ontology annotation, biological process: cilium movement; outer dynein arm assembly. The record is from RefSeq and is a predicted model, not a curated record. Gene Ontology annotation, cellular component: cilium. NCBI's taxonomy places the organism in Eukaryota, Metazoa, Arthropoda, Insecta, Diptera, Culicidae. The transcript is spliced from 4 exons.